This is a messenger RNA of Theileria parva strain Muguga, 1348 nucleotides long. RefSeq lists its product as uncharacterized. The record is from RefSeq and is a predicted model, not a curated record. The coding region runs from base 1 to 1083 and encodes 360 amino acids. Lineage: Eukaryota; Apicomplexa; Aconoidasida; Piroplasmida; Theileriidae. The transcript has a single exon.
AUGAGAAGACUUUCAGUCUCAAAAUGGGUUUUAUUAUGCUUAAUCUUUACCCUGGUGUGUGGUGCUCAAACCGGUAUAGAAUCUAAGGUUUCAUCCGACAAUGAAGAUCAGCUGCUUUAUCAAUCUGAUUCGAAUCUUGAAUCAAACACUGAAAAUUCCACAGAAGGUGAUGUUUUAAAUUCUGAUGAUGCCACUGGCUCUAACUCGCAAGAUACACAAAAAUCCGAAGAUUCUGAAAAGCAACCAGAAGAUACUGUGGAAAGGUCCGAACAACAGUCACAAGAUUUAGGAUCAACAGUUACAACAUUCAAACCAACACCUAGCGAUUCUGACGACGACGAGUCUGAAUUCUUUGAUGCAUUGGAUGAUCCAAAGACCUCUUUUCCCCAACCUACAAUCUUUAAAACAGUACAUCUUGACCUGGACGUUAGUAGGGAUACCUAUGAUUUUUACUAUACAAAGGAUGUACCCUGGUCAACUUACACUCCUAAACUAGGUAGAGUGUUUGAUAAAGUGGAAAUAUCAGUUCCCUAUGUUUCUCCUAUGCUCAUAUGGGAACCCAAAUUACCGAGUGAGUGUUCCACUAAAGUUAAAGUUUUUAGUACAGAUUCAAUGAUGCUUUUUAUUGACAUUUCUAUUCUUGGCGGUGGUAGAAAGGUGUUUGGAAGACGUCCCAUGGGAACUUGGAGGGAUAUUACCUUUCCACCAGAUCUUAAACUCUACACACUAGACAAAGAUGGUAAAGAAGUUGAGUUGGAUCCAAGUAAUUACACAUUAAAAUUAGAUAUCGGAUAUAAAUCCGAAUACACCUUUGAUUUUAAGUCAGAUGCUAACUGCACUGAGAUAAGAUUUAAAAACGAUAUUGUUUGGAAGUACAAUUACACUUAUUGUAUUUCUGGAGGAUUGUACAAGAUUUCCACUUUACAUCCCACUUCUAUUAAAUAUACUAUAAGACUUUUUUUGGGGGAAUUUAACUUAACGUAUUCGGAAACUCACAGGUUCAAAGUAUUUUUCAGUGACGGUUCAUACUCUGACUUCUUUAUUGGAGAUAAACACUGGGAUCAAGUAAACGAUCAAUCAUAGGGGUUGAUUAUACCAACCAACUGUAUAUUUCAAUGGCUCCUGGUUCUGAUGAUAAACGACAAACACAGGAUCAAUAUACACAAAUCCAGGGCAAAACCGAGUAUAUUCUAGUGCCAGAGGCACCUAAAGCGUUUAAUACUAACAUUUUGUAACUAAUUUGACUUAAAUAUUGUAAAAUAUCUAUGGUUUAUAUAAGGUAACUUUGGUAAAACGGUUCAAAAUUUAAGUGGAAAGAGUAUUAAUAUAAUUAGUGGUAAGAAUUAUG